GCUAAAAAACGGCCCAAAAAUUUCUACAUCGUUCACAAUUUCCUUCCCCCCCUUCUCCAAUUUUGCUCCGAUUUCGCCAUUCUCAUGGUUUCCCCAUGACUUUGACGUAAGUCCCGCCCUCCGCCGCCGUCUGAUCGUUUCUUCUCAACGUCGACGGCGAUGUCGCCCGGAAUCAUCCCCAUCAAUAUCAACGAUUUCACCUACUGGCUGUCGGAGCAUCCCGCCAUCGUCGGGUUCCGUUGGAGCCACACCCAUUCAUGGGGUUCCACUUGGUCUUUCCUCUUCUCUUCCAUCGCCUUUUACCUCGCCUUCUCCACCGCCGUCCAUCUCUUCCUCAGCCUCCUCCUCCGCCCCGGCCGCCCUGUUCCUCUCGGUCCCAUUCCAGCCAUCCAUUGCCUGUCCAUGGCCCUAAUCUCCACUCUAAUCUCCGCCGGCAUCCUCCUCUCCUCCGCUGCCGAGAUCCGCGACACCCGGUGGUUUUGGCGCCGUUCCAAAACCCCGUUCCAAUGGCUCCUCUGUUUCCCCUUAGGAACUCGUCCUUCAGGACGCGUCUUCUUCUGGUCCUACAUCUAUUAUUUGUCGCGAUUCUUCCAUAUGUUUCGAACAAUCUUCACCAUUCUUCGCCGACGGAGACUCUCCUUCUUCCAGCUUUUCAACCACUCGAUCUCCACGUUUAUGUCGUUCCUGUGGCUUGAAUUUUCUCAGUCGUUUCAGGUUCUGGCGAUUCUAUCGACUUCGGUGGUGUACGCAGUGGUUUAUGGGUACAGAUUCUGGACCGCGAUUGGAUUACGAAGGGCUUGUUUCCCUUUUGUGGUGAAUUGUCAAUUCGUUCUAUUGGGUUGUAAUUUAGCCUGCCAUGUGGGAGUUUUGUUGCUUCAUUUCAUGAAAGGUGGAUGCAAUGGAAUUGGGGCUUGGAGUUUGAAUUCUGUUCUCAAUGGAGCUAUUUUACUGCUUUUCUUGAACUUCUAUCUCAAAAUUCAUCUGGGGAAAACAGAGGAUUCCAUGAAGAUCAUCAAACCCCACCAACCCUGUUAUGGGAAUUUAGAGAAUCAAUCUCUGGGAAGAGUGUCUGAACCUGAGAAUUUCAAAGAUAAGUAUCAUUAAUUGAUUGAUCGAAUCUGUCUUUUGGGGAAUGGUAACUGAAAUCCCACUUCUAAUUUUGGAUUUUACAAAGGAAUUGGUAGUGGAAUUUGAUGAAUGUAGAGGGUGAGAAAGAAAGAAUUUGGUGUUGUUGGUGCCUGUUUGGAAGCUAAGAAAAAUUAUGAAAUUUUGGUAUUGUAAAGAAGUAAGUAAAUAUAUAAUGUAAUGUAAUGUAUAUUAUUACAAAAAUUUUAAACGUAUAUGUGUUGUAUAGGGUUUAUGGCUAAGGAAAAGUGUAAUGUUUAGGAGAUACCAGCUCCAGAUUAGGGUUCGAAUGAUGGGAACAAUAAAAUGAAUUCUUAUCUCACAAUAAAAAUGUUCCUUUUCAACUUUGAAAUUGA
Benincasa hispida (wax gourd) is the source of this 1481-nucleotide messenger RNA. RefSeq names its product GNS1/SUR4 membrane protein family (gene HOS3-1). Lineage: Eukaryota; Viridiplantae; Streptophyta; Magnoliopsida; Cucurbitales; Cucurbitaceae. Gene Ontology annotation, biological process: sphingolipid biosynthetic process; very long-chain fatty acid biosynthetic process; fatty acid elongation, polyunsaturated fatty acid. Gene Ontology annotation, cellular component: endoplasmic reticulum membrane. Gene Ontology annotation, molecular function: fatty acid elongase activity. The record is from RefSeq and is a predicted model, not a curated record.